GGAAAGAGUCAGUGCUGCGCGGGCCUUCGUGGCGCGAGGACGUUCGCCGUACGGGGACGUAUACGUAUUUACGUAGGUGUCCCCCUGCGUGCGUGCGUGCGUGUGUGCGUGCGUGCGUGCGUGCGUACGAGCGUGCGUUCAUUCGUGCGUAAGUGCGUGCGUGUGUACGUACAUGCGUACGUAAGUGCGUAAGUGCCACCGAUCCUCCCUUCUUUCUCUUAGACAGAAUAAAAUUAAAAAAGAAAGAAAAUAAAAAUAAAAAUCAAAUUGAAAAGAUAGGGAAAAAAAGAAAAGAAAAGAAGAGAGGAGAGAUCGAUAAAAAAAAAAAAAAAGAAUUGAAAAAGAUAUAAUUAAAAACUUGAAAAUAUUUAACACAUUCUUUUUAAAAAAAAUAUCGCGCGAACUAUAUAAUCGAACAAUUUUUUCCUCUAUAUCGAACUAUAUCUUCUGAUUACGUGCGUGCGUUAUUGUUUGCGAUUUCAAUGAAAAGAGAAAAAAAAAUUAGUAAAAAGGGAAAGAAGAAGUAAAAAAAAAAAAGAAAUUCAGAUAAAAAUCGUAAAGAAGAAGUUCGAUCGUCGCCUCGAAGAGGACACUCGCAUCCAAGGCGAAGAAGAAGAAUAAGAACUAGAAAGCGUCGGACGUUGACCGAUGAGGAAUACAAAUUUGCUGUGAUCUGUAAGAAAAAAAGAUCGAAGGAAAGAUCCAGACUGGAAGGAUUAAGAGAGAUCGAGUAAAAGAUGCGGUUCCUCGUGGAGAGCCGCUCGACAACCGAUCGGAAAGGUAUCGUCAAGGAUGAUUCGUUGGAUCGGAAUGUUGGCUCUGGCCAGAUCGUGGAAAACAAUAUCAUCAGCAACAUCAUCAGCGACAGCAAAGGAAGGUGUACGAAGAAAAUUAUUAUCAACGAUAUCGAUAAAAUUAGUUUUAAAGACGAUCGUAUUAUCAUCGAAGGUAAUAAAACGUUCGAUAGGCUCGACGGGAUUAUUAAAAAAAUUCGUGAAAACGACGGAGCCAUCGAGCACGAGAACAAUAUCGAGGAAGUCGAAUACGAGGAGUUGGUGGACGUUGCGAUCAAGGAGAUCUGCGAUUUCUGGGAAUGUAUGUCAUCUAUCCGCUCGACGAGCUUCUUCGAUUAUAUGAGAAUCCUUUCCGCGAGUCCUUCGAGUCAUUGACCUUGAACGUUAACGGGAAUAAUUCUGUUUCGUCUAGUUCGAGUGGCUAUCACGAGCGAAAUCGUAAUUAUCGUCGUUCAAGUAUCGUCAAAUCGGUCAUAAUUGAUAAAAAUGAUGAAUAUGACGAUCGAACGAGAACAGAGGAAGUUAAUUUGAGGAGCGAACGUAAAAAGGAUAAUAAUAAUAAUAAUAAUAAUAAUAAUAAUAAUAGUAAUAGUAAUAAUAAUAAUAAAAAGAAAAUCAAGAAGGUUAAGCAACAAGGUGGUAAAUCCAAACGAAGGGAGGAGCCAUCACGUUACGAUAACGAUAACGAUAAUCUCCCUCGAGAUAAGGCGAGGCAGGUGCCUCGAAAAAAAGGACGGAAUAUGCAAAACAAUCGAAAUAACGCUGGCGACGAUGCCUCUGCCGCUACAGCCGCCAUCGCAGCUGCUGCAGCCGCCAUUGCUGCUAAUAAUCCUUUGAAGGACCUCACGCAACCGAAUCUUAACGAUUCUCUCAAACAGCACAAUGUCAACGCUCUCAAACUCGUCCAAACUGUGGCGGAAUUCGCUCAAGAAUUCGGGGAAGCUAUGGAGAAUCACUCGGCUAACAUCCGCAGAUUGGUCGACGAGUUUCGAAGCCGAUCUGGCGAGCCACGGCUCGAUUCGAGCGGAAUGCGACGCGUUUGGGAGAAUCUUUUGAGACAAGUCGAGGCUGAUGCUGUCUCACAUCUCGAUUUUGCCGCGGUAUUGCAACAGCAACUCUCAAGGCCAACCAUAGAGGCGAGCUUUCAUAGAAAGUUUCAAUCGCGGAAGGUUUUCUCGUAUCGGGAGGGCUACGAACAAGAGAUCGCAAAAUCAGAAGAGAAAUUGCAACGAGCCAGAGCUGAUUAUAAACGCUCAUAUGCGUCCUUAUUAACGAACGAAGGUGGAAACGAAACGGAAUUGAAGCGUCAAUACCUCGAAGCUCACAAUGCCUACGUUCUUCAAUUGAGAGCUACCAAUGCUAUAACCGAAUGUUAUCAAACCCAUUGUUUGCCUGGUUUACUCGGUGAAAUAGCCGAAGUUUACGAGGAACUUUGUGGAUUGGCUUGCAAAUGCAUCGCUGGUAUAUCGGAAGCAGCUUACGAACGUACGAGUGAACAAGCGAAACGUUAUCAAAAUGUUGGCAAAGAUGCUCAAACCGUUCUACCGAUUAACGAUUUACAGAUCCUGGCACGAAAUUUGUCGGUCAAUGCAACGCCACGUAAGCCGGUACGACGUUUAUUCGUUGCACUUUCACGACCAGAACAAGUACCUAUCGAAAAGGCUACACAAAUCCCACAAUUGAGAGAUGAAUUGGUACCUACUGGUAUCAGUACCUUACCACUUCUGGAAGAACUCAAAAGGGAACACGACAGUUUGACACAAAAAAUAGGAAGACUACAAGACGCCUUGGAUACAUUGAUUCGAAUGCAACGCAAGAGUGCCGAAGGUAAUCUUUAUACAAAGGUAGCCGAAUUACAAGAGAAUAUUUCCAUGAAACGUUUUGAGCUAGGCGUUGCACAAUUGGAUCUUGCUGCAAUACAGGCACAGAAGGAACUCUUUGGAGGGGGAGAGGCUGGUCAACCCGAUGGGAUGAGCAGCAGGAAAAUGUCCAAUGGUUCGACCGGAAGUACCAAGCACAAAUGGUUGAAAGCAUUCAAAAGUUUGAAAACGAGCUCGCCCACAACGUCACCGCCUGCCGAUAAAGGAAAACAGGCGAUGUAUCAUGCAGUCUCAACCGUAGUCGCUUUAUCCAGAAAAAAUAACGACAUUGAGGACGGUCACGCUUGGCGAGAAUAUACGUAUCGAAAGAUUACACCGUGCGAUGCAUGCGGCCAAGUACUACGUGGACAUAGUCGACAAGGUCUAAGAUGUCGUGGUUGCAAGGUCAAUGCUCAUUCCGACUGCAUCAAUCAAAUCCAACCGGUUAAGUGUCCAAGUUUGGCACCGAAAAAAAGUGGCGGUAUACCACUUUUGCGUCGUCAAAAAACUCAAGCGCCAGUCGACGAAACACCACCAGCUGAUCACAACGUGGACACCAUAUACCAGGUGCUGAAGCAGGCAGGCGAGAUACGUGGAAACUCGACAAACUCACCACCUACGCCUCCCACAGCAGAUCAUCCUCCCUCCGGUGCAGCACCUUCUUCGGCGAGGGCCUCCUCCCACCCUUGUUCCUCGUCCACCUCUGCACCACAUAGCCCGCAACGUAGACGCGAACGAUUGAAUCUGAGAAUGAAGAGUCUCAGUUUGGAUUCACCGGAAGGAACGGCGCACGUACGUCAUCGUCCAAGAGAUUACUAUGCUUCCGGUCAAAGAGAAUCAACACCGCCAAGGCACUCCGAUAGUGGCAGUAUCAAUAGAUUAUACAGAGAUUUACCGAUCUUCGCAGCUCCGUGCAGUCCAGGACAAGGUCACGCAAUGCACAAGCACAUAAGGAGCGCCAUAAGGACGUCCAGCGUCGAAUUACCGGACGAGAAUGACAAGUGUUAUUCAUCGGCCAGUACAUCACCGUGUCCUUCGCCGCAUCCCAACAAUCAGAAUCACAUGAAUCCAUCUGGGAAACGAGUACUUCCUCCGAACAAUCUUUACGUGGUCCUUUACAAUUUCGAGGCACGUCAUCGCGACGAACUGGACUUGAAGCCCGGUUACAAGGUCACGGUCAUCGAUAAAUCCGAGAAGGAUUGGUGGAAGGGUAAAUGUCUCGGCGGUCGUGCAGGAUACUUUCCCAGUGCCUACGUGAUGCGCGUUGAGUCCGGCCAAAAGACUUUACAGGUCACUCGCAACCUGCAACUGACGGAUCAGAUUACUUUGCUUAGAGAUCAGAUCGUCAUCCAAGUUGGCGAAGAAGUGGAUGGGGUAGCUAUGGUUAGAUUCGCGGCGGACGUAAGAUCGGCUGAACAUAUCGGUAAAGAGGGUGACGUGUUAUACAACGAAACCCUCUGUCCUUUGAUGUACCUACAAGAGGUGUGACAGCAGCC
Vespula pensylvanica (western yellowjacket) is the source of this 4149-nucleotide messenger RNA. RefSeq lists its product as uncharacterized. The transcript is spliced from 14 exons. Gene Ontology annotation, cellular component: extrinsic component of cytoplasmic side of plasma membrane. Gene Ontology annotation, biological process: skeletal muscle contraction; positive regulation of protein localization to plasma membrane; positive regulation of voltage-gated calcium channel activity. The coding region runs from base 1094 to 4141 and encodes 1015 amino acids. Lineage: Eukaryota; Metazoa; Arthropoda; Insecta; Hymenoptera; Vespidae. The record is from RefSeq and is a predicted model, not a curated record. Gene Ontology annotation, molecular function: protein binding.